Messenger RNA from Egretta garzetta (little egret), 603 nucleotides. RefSeq names its product RAB34, member RAS oncogene family (gene RAB34). Gene Ontology annotation, molecular function: GTP binding; GTPase activity. The transcript has 8 exons. The record is from RefSeq and is a predicted model, not a curated record. Gene Ontology annotation, biological process: phagosome-lysosome fusion; endocytosis. Lineage: Eukaryota; Metazoa; Chordata; Aves; Pelecaniformes; Ardeidae. Bases 1 to 603 code for a protein of 200 amino acids.
AUGCUGUGCAUGGGGAUGUGGGAACAGCUGGGACAUGGGGACAUCAUCUGGUCCCUCUGUCCCCAGGCCUUGCGCUUUUGCAAGGACACCUUCGACAAGAACUACAAGGCAACCAUCGGGGUGGAUUUUGAGAUGGAGCGGUUUGAGGUGCUGGGGGUGCCCUUCAGCCUGCAGCUGUGGGACACGGCUGGCCAGGAGCGCUUCAAGUGCAUCGCCUCCACCUACUACCGGGGAGCGCAAGCCAUUGUCAUCGUCUUCGAUGUCAACGAUGUGGCGUCUCUGGACCACACACGGCAGUGGCUGACUGACGCCCUGAAGGAGAAUGACCCAUCCAAUGUGAUCCUCUUCUUGGUGGGCUCCAAGAAGGACCUGAGUACGCCGGCACAGUACAGCCUGAUGGAGAAGGAUGCUCUGAAGGUGGCCCAGGAGAUGCAGGCAGAGUACUGGGCUGUCUCCUCGCUCACCGGGGAGAACGUGCGGGAUUUCUUCUUCCGCGUGGCAGCGCUGACCUUCGAGAGCAGCGUGCUGGCCGAGCUGGAGCGCAGCAGCGCCCGCAAGAUCGGCGACACCGGGGAGUUGCCCCUGGGCUCCCAUUUGUCUUAA